AACUUCAGUGCAACGAUCUAAACAAAGGCGAUGUGAGAGAACGAGUGAAUUCAACGUCCGUUUUGGUACGAUAACAGACUAGCAGACAAGUGGAGGCUUUGGAGUCCCAACAGUUCCUAAAUUGAAGGAGAGAAAGCUUCUCCCCUGUUAUUAGGCUCAACUAGGAAAGGGAGAUUGGAGAUUGCCGUGAGACGACGGUUGCGCCUCCACAGUUUUGGCCUUCUCUAGGAGGCAGGCGGUUGCUGCCAUUGUCUCUCUCCUAACCAAUCACAACCUUUUUACUCGCUCUCUCUGUCCCUUCAUUCUUCUUCCUAUUGGCCGGAACUUUGCUUUCUAGUUUGCAAGCUCUGAGAAUAGGAAGAACUAGCACAUUUGCCACACCUUUCGACAUUUAUAUCCUCCUCUGGUUCGACAUCUGCUGGAAAAUUAAGGAGAUUGAAUCUUAGCAAUGGCUCCUGGCUUUUCAGGGGAGACAUACACCUCAGUCCGCAGCAAUGAGUUAUGCCAAAAACCAAAAAAAGCGGUAGCGACGAAGGUCCAAAGCCCGUGUGGGUGGGCGGGAGAUUCUAUCUUGUCAGUUGAGCUCCGGAAGAAAAUAUUGAUCUUCCGAGAUCUAAUCGACCUUCCUCCUUGCGAUCGCUCUGUUCCCAUUAAUCAGCUGAUGAUUGGAACCGUUGAAGAUCUUCACAAGUCAUAUCCUGACGUUGUAUCGGCCAAAUUGAACUCGGGAAGAGUAGAAAUAGCGGUACAACAGGGACUGAUCCAUCUAUAUCAUGCUCUAAGAUCCGUCAGCAAUUUGUGGGCGAAAAACAACAAGUGGAUAGUCAGUACUGGAGAUAUUGCUGAAGAUGGAAUGGACAUUGCCGAUUUAGAUCAACUGGGUGCCAAAGUGCUUGCUAAGCUCCAUCACAUGAUAAACAGAGCUAAGGAGUUAUUCGAUGCAAUGGAUGAAGAUGAGGAGAUCAGUGACAGCAACAAAAAGAGUAAUGUUUUUGGGGAGACCUUGAAUGAGUCCUGCCUGGACAACAAAAGUACCUGUCCCUCACCCGACACCCCAACAUCAUUCCCGCCCGAGCUGAAUCCUCCCAUGAGACUGCCCGAACUCACUGAGAUCGCUUUCAGGCCUCCGUUUCUUAUGCCUCAACAAAUUCAAGCGGUGAAGCAACUAAAGCUUCUUGAUGUGAAGUGUUUCCCAUUCUACACCCUUCCUUAUGCUCCGAUGCCAAGCCACAACCUUUUAGAAGGUAGUGACAUGAACAAGAAACCGUACGUGCCAACUCCUGAAAAUGAAGCAGUUGCUGGAAGACUACCUGCGGAAGAAAGCAACCACAGGACAAAGGAUUUUAAGGAAUCAGAUGGUUUCCAUGAAAUACAAAGUGUAAGUUCAGAUGUGAAGAAACCGGUGUCCGAAGGCCUAGAGGUACCAAUCCUUCCACUGCCACCACCGUUGCCUCCUCUUCCUCCAGCUAUGCCACCAGAGGACUUGUCUUUAUCAUUCAAUCAACCAGAGAAUACUCUGCCCCCGCCUCCACUGCCAAUUCCACCAAGUAAAGGAUCAUCAUCAGCUCCACCUCCCCCUAUGCCACCAUCCAGGGGAGGUGCACCGCCACCACCUCCUCCAGGUAGUAUGGCAAAAGCGCUGCGCGCCAAGAAAGCAAAUACCAAGCUAAAGAGAUCUACAAACAUGGGCAAGUUGUACAGAAACUUGAAGGCAAAGGUAGAAGGUGGAGAGAAAACCCAAAACUCAUCUAAAGGCAAAAGAACACCAGUCGGAGGGUCUUCGUGCGGGAAACAAGGAAUGGCUGAUGCCAUAGCAGAGAUUGCCAAAAGAUCAACAUAUUUUCAACAGAUUGAAGAAGACGUUCGAGAGCACAGCGAUUUGAUUAAGGAGAUAAAAGGAGCCAUCAAUGCUUUUCAAACAAAGGACAUGUCUGAACUCCUUAAAUUCCACAAGUUCGUCGAGCAGCACUUGGAGAAGUUAACUGACGAGACUCAGGUUCUGGCAAGGUUUGAAGGCUUCCCAACAAAGAAGCUCGAGGCCCUGAGGAUGGCGGCAGCGCUUUAUUCAAGAUUGGAAGGCAUAGCUACUGAGCUUAAGAACUGGAAAGUAACCCCUCCUUUAAGCCAGCUCCUUGACAAAGUCGAAUCAUACUUCAACAAGAUCAAAGAAGAAGUGGAUGCAUUAGAGAGGAGCAAAGACGAAGAGAUGAAGCGUUUCGUGAGCCAAAACAUUCACUUUGAUUUCGGCAUUUUGCUUCGAAUUAAAGAAUCAAUGGUUGAUGUUUCUUCUGGCUGCAUGGAGUUGGCACUGGAGGAACGGAGAGAGAUAAAAGCAGCAACCGAUGGGGCUCGCAUAGCCAACACUGAGAGCAAAACUAAAACAUGCGUCAAAUUGCUCUGGCGAGCUUUUCAACUGGCGUUUCGCGCCUAUAACUUUGCAGGCGGGCAAGAUGACCGAGCCGACCAGCUGACUCAAAGAUUAGCCGAUGAGAUCGAGGCCGAUCCUUUAUAAAUCUAGUGUCUAUUUUAAGAAUAGUACCUUCUAAUAACUUACCCGCCUCGUAGAAACAUAGGUCGGUGAGAUCAUCUGCAAGAAAGGUCAGUAUGAUCGUCUGCAAGAUCAAUUCCGAAUAACAUGGUCUUGUUAAAGCACUGAUCAUUGGACGCCAUAGCGGUAUGUAAACGGGAGUCGCUGAAUGUAAUAUCCCAUGUAAGAGCAUGAACUUCUAUAUAAGAAUAUAAAGUUCAGUU
Messenger RNA from Rhodamnia argentea, 2751 nucleotides. RefSeq lists its product as uncharacterized. NCBI's taxonomy places the organism in Eukaryota, Viridiplantae, Streptophyta, Magnoliopsida, Myrtales, Myrtaceae. The transcript has 9 exons. Bases 449 to 2512 code for a protein of 687 amino acids. Gene Ontology annotation, cellular component: chloroplast outer membrane. The record is from RefSeq and is a predicted model, not a curated record. Gene Ontology annotation, biological process: chloroplast organization.